UUGCCACUCGAAGAAAACCUCGAGUUAUUAGCUCUUCGGGAGUGGAAUGUCUCACACAUUGCCCGACAAUACAAACUCAUGGAUCUGAUGGAGUUCUUCCUCUGCAGCGGCACUCAAGUGUUUAGUGCGGGUGAUCUGUGCACGCGUUGCGGUGCUAUCGUCGGUCUUCCGCAUAACUUCUCCUACAAUACCAUCGAUGACGUGAAGGUGAAUGAGAUCUCCAUUUUGGGCGUCAAUGCGGCGGAACUACAGGCGGAUGAAGAGUCGGCUCAAGACUUUCAACAACUCAUUGAAUCGCUUGUGUUGAGCGAAAACGCCAAGAAGUUUGCCAUCACUCGAGAGCUGCACAUGACGUCCAACGACCGGGUGUUGAACGGCAUCUUCAUUUCAGUCGUCUCUCUAUUCUUUGGCGUCGGAAUUGGACAACAGAUUAUACUCUCGAGGAAUAUAAGGCGCAGAUAUUUGCUGAGUGUUUGCAUUCGGUUGGUGUCGGCGGCCAUCGGUUUGACACUGUUUUUGGUGAUCCGGGAAAUGCUUUACUACGGAUGGGACAAAGCGGCCGACGAGGCGGCCAUCAAACAGGGAUACGCCUACUUCGAGGGCGCCGUCGAGUACUACCAGAAGUUGAUCCAAAGACAGGAAGCGUUGGAUAAUUUAAUGGCCAAAAAUAAGCUCAAAGGCGAGUCAUUAAAGGAUACGCUCUUGACUUUGUUUGACGUGAAGGGAGUGUCUAAUAGUAAACGUCUGGAAAGAGUUCUCGAAUUGGAUCCGACGGACAGCGAAGAAACGCCGACUUAAUAUCACUUUUAAUUAUGAUUAAUAUUUAAAUUUAAAAUAAUUUAUGUAAA
Messenger RNA from Medioppia subpectinata, 848 nucleotides. The record is from the annotation of a GenBank genome assembly. Lineage: Eukaryota; Metazoa; Arthropoda; Arachnida; Sarcoptiformes; Oppiidae.